GGAUGCUCUGCACAAGCCAGCAGCUUCACUUCGCAUCGACAGAGUCAUCCUCCACCCUCCAUCCUCCAGCAGGUCUGUGCAGCUACAGUCGGCAUGUCGAACUCGGACAGGGUUGUGUUAGCUCUCGGAGGAGCGGGAAAAGUGGGCUCCGGGAUCGUUAAAGGACUGCUGGAUAAAGGUUUUAAAGUUGCAGUGAUCUCCAGGGACAGCAGCCGCCUGGAGAAACUCCGAUCGUUUGUCUCUCCCAACACAAAGGAUAACCUCACCACUAUAGUGGGAAAUGUGGGCUCAGAGGAGGAAGCCGAGCAGGCGAAGCAGGCCCUGCUGAAGGAGGUGGGGAAAGUCACCGACAUAGUUUCCUCUCUGGGCUUCAGCUGGUGGCAGGGAGGACCCCCACACACCCAGUCCCUCAAAGAUCUACACUGGGUAAUUGAGACGUUGCUUUUCAGCACAUUUGUGUCAUGGAAGGCCUUCUACCCCCUGGUGAGGGACGACUCCAACUGUACCUAUACGUUCAUCACAGGAGGAGCAGGAGAGAAGCUGCUGAUGCCUGGUACAGGCUUCCUCACAGUGGGCGCUGCCAGCACCCUGGCUUUCUGCCAUGUCCUCCGUGAGGAGUACCCCGAGGUGCCCUGCAAACUCAACCAGGUGAAGAUUAACACAGGUGUAGCCACUCCUGAUCACAUGGCGCCCGGCUUCCUCAAUCAUCUGGACCUUGGCGAGGCUGUUGCCGCCCUGAUCGAAAGACGGAACACCGCCCACAACGUUUUCACCAUCAACUGCCCUGCAGACUUAAAGAGCGUCCUUCUGGAGAGGAACCUUUAGACUCCAAAAAAAAAGACCCCACCUUCCUCCAGCCUCACCUGGACAGGAUCGCACUGCUUCUUCUCCUGCACUCUCCAGAAAUAGUCUCCUUUGAUUUCCUGUCAUACAACUCUGAAACCUUGCUAGGCGUUGCAUAUUUUCCUGCCUGUUCUCACAUCGUUAGCAAGUUUUCUCUCAGCAUGUGCUUUUUAUAGGAUAUGUAAGAAAACCAACGCCUUCUCCCUAUUAUCUGUUUCUGUGCGUUGUUACAUAGUCUGUUCUGCCAUCAACAGAAGACGUGACACACAGCUCCUUCUGCUAAAUAUUUUUGGUAUAAGUAGACGUCUUAAGGCCAAAUAAUCAGACAGAGCAGGUAAAGAAUGACUUCACAUUGAUAACGACUGUGGCCAAGUUAGCCAAGAUCGCAACAACUGGUCCAAAAUGUAAAUAUAUCUACAGACAGAGACUGUACUGAGUGGAAGUUUUGACCACUACGAGUUUAACAGAAUAAUGUUUUAAUAAACUAGCUCUACAUGCUAGCUCUACAGCAGCAUGCAGGUGGCUGUUACUACCAACAACGCCCCAAUGUCCAAACAUAGCUCUUAGGAAAUCGACGCAAACAGACAAAAAUCUUCUUUGUCUUCAACGAGGUCGCCGGGCCUCAAAGAAGCACUAAAUGUAACUGUGUUUCCAUGGCAACACCUCCCGGUACAGUUAAAAAGCUGAAGAGAACAAACUCUCACACUUCAGCUGUGGAUGUAUCUUGACAGACUUUUAUGGAAGCCCGUUUCUGCCACUAAAUAAAAACAAAAAAGCUAGUAUCCAUA
Messenger RNA from Pundamilia nyererei, 1631 nucleotides. RefSeq lists its product as uncharacterized. The coding region runs from base 94 to 825 and encodes 243 amino acids. Lineage: Eukaryota; Metazoa; Chordata; Actinopteri; Cichliformes; Cichlidae. The record is from RefSeq and is a predicted model, not a curated record. The transcript is spliced from 6 exons. Gene Ontology annotation, cellular component: mitochondrion. Gene Ontology annotation, biological process: fatty acid beta-oxidation. Gene Ontology annotation, molecular function: 2,4-dienoyl-CoA reductase (NADPH) activity.